Molecule: messenger RNA, 6264 nt
Organism: Salmo salar (Atlantic salmon)
Lineage: Eukaryota; Metazoa; Chordata; Actinopteri; Salmoniformes; Salmonidae
Product: apoptosis regulator Bcl-2
Biological process (GO): intrinsic apoptotic signaling pathway in response to DNA damage; extrinsic apoptotic signaling pathway in absence of ligand; release of cytochrome c from mitochondria
Cellular component (GO): mitochondrial outer membrane
Molecular function (GO): BH domain binding
Source: RefSeq, a predicted model, not a curated record
CCUCACCAGCACAGCAGCAAAGAGUGUACAACAGGCAGCAAUUGUGGGAUACAUUCCUCACUCAAAACGUCUCUCUGAAUGCGUAAAACGCCGCUGGAAUAGUUUUCUGUAUCAUAUUCUGGAUGCAUGCGACGUUGACCUUCAUAUGUAGAUUUUCGGUCAUGUAUUUGUAGUGUACAUUAUGUGCAUAUGGAGAAUAUUUUUUAUCUCUUCCGUAUUUCUGGCUGUCUAGAUUUGGAGUCUACAGAGAAGGGAACUGUCGCCACUUUUUGACCAACGCUUCGAAUAUUUGUUUUGAGAGCACAAUUGGGAACAUUUGGAAAUUCUGACGUGGUUUAUAUUUGGACUUUUCACGGUUUCAGCCUAGUUGGGUGAAGGGGCCGUUUUUCAAACCACGCACAUCGCUCCCUUUCCAGUGUUUCGUUUUGCACCGUUCAAUUGUAGGCGGCUAUCCUAAAAACUUGACCAGAACAUUUUCUCAGAAAUACACUUUUCGUUUGAUCUGAUGUAUUGUGCGAUGCAGUGCAUAUCUACAAUUAUGAUGUAUUAUUCUUAAAAACGAGGAUUUUGGAGGUCAUCAGUGGCAAUCAUAAUGGCAAACGACGACAACCGCUUCAUAGUGGAAAAGUACAUUUGUCACAAACUCUUGAAACGAGGAUAUGCGUGGGAUUUCGAGGAUGCCGAGGAGGAGGAAGGUGCCGCUAAUAAUGGGUCGAUGAUUUCUCCUCGGCUGGGUUUGGCACGGCGGUGCCACGGGGCCAAUAACGCCGGCCCGAGCAGCGUCCCUAGUCUUUCCAAAUGGCUCUCCCAACCGGACCCGCAUGCAGCUAUUCACAGAGUUUUGCGUGAGGCCGGGGAUGAACUCGAAAGACUGUACCAGCCCGACUUCGCAGAGAUGUCACACCAGCUGUAUCUCACAUCCUCCACGGCUGAGAGGAGAUUUAGAGAGGUGAUAGACGAGCUGUUCAGGGAUGGGGUUAACUGGGGACGGAUUAUCGCCUUCUUCGAGUUCGGGGGCACAAUAUGCGUGGAAUGCGUGAACAAGGAGAUGACGUCGCAGGUGGAUCACAUCGCGGUGUGGAUGACAGAGUAUCUAAAUGGACCACUGCUCAGCUGGAUUCAGGAGAACGGGGGAUGGGAGGCCUUUGUUGAGCUCUAUGACAGACAGAGGGACUCUGUGUUCUGUUCGUGGCCAUCCAUCAAGACCGUCUUCGGCCUGGCUGCACUGGGGGCCGCAAGCCUUACCAUUGGAGCAUACCUUACACAGAAGUGAAGGAGUUCUCGUUUUCUCUCCCUCUUUUUUUGUACUCCCUUUUGCUACUUUCUCUUUUCAAAGGCAGCCCUGCCCCCUCCGAGACGAUCCCGAAUCCCCAACCUGCAUGUCUUCAAAGCCUCUCUCUUUCUCUUUCUCUCCCUGUUCUCGAAAAAACUCCCUCUUUCUUAACCCUCACUUCAAAAACAAAGAUGCAAAUCAAACAACAGCAGGAAACAGAGUCACUGCCCACACAGAAGAAAACAUGUAAUGAAAGCCGCGCCGUUUAACUGUAAUCACAGAAAGAUUGGAGAGACAACUGAGGGCUUGACAAGAGAGGAGAGGAGGGGCGGGUUUGGCAUGUGUCGUUUUUGUUCGGACUACUAGUUGUAGCAUGAAACCUUUGUGUGCUCGUGUAGAUUUGUGUAGCAUGUGUCGGUGUGGCAAAAGAAAGCAUAUAUUGCACCUCAGGCCUCCCUUGAAGGAUUUACUAAUAGGAGUGCAAGGACAUUGAUGAUUCAACCGCUUGCACCAAGGUGAUGGCCCCGACCCAGGUUGUUAGGGCGAGGAGCCCUUUUUGAACUGUGUGCACUCUGUGUACCCCCUUCAACCCACCUUCAAAGGACUUCCUCCACACAACAGCAGCUCUGAAUGUAUAAUGGGAGGAGUUCGCCGCUAACCAGAACGGUGUGUCUCUCCACCCACCGCUUCUACACUGCAAUAUACCUGGAGCAUCACUCAACUCUGAACACACAGCAUCGUUAUACAUACAUGUAUAGAUACAAGGUCUCAUCAGAACGUCAUCUAGGUGCCACAGAUGCAGCUUGCUCUGCAGAGAUCUGAGAGAGAGCUGUUGGACUGUGGAUUGGAGACUCUUUUUUUGCAUUUGACCCAUAUGAAAUGUAAUAAGAGAGGAUAGAGGGAGGCAUUGAAGAGAGGAUAAAGGGAGGCAUUGAAGGAGUGAAAAGCAGGUUAGUUCUAGCGUUUGGCAGCCCAAACCCCUGUUUUAUCAAUCAAAUCAAUCAAUCAAAUGUAUUAAUAAAGCCCUUUUUACAUCAGCCAACGUCACAAAGUGCUGUACAGAAACCCAGCCUAAAACCCCAACAGCAAGCAAUGCAGGUGUAGAAGCACGGUGGCUUGGAAAAACUCCCUAGGAAGGCCAGAACCUUGGAGGAAACCUAGAGAGGAACCAGGCUCUGAGGGGUGGCCAGUCCUCUUCUGGCUGUGCCGGGUGGAGAUUAUAACAGAACAUGGCCAAGAUGUUCAAACGUUCAUAGAUGACCAGCAGGGUCAGAUAAUAAUAAUCAGAUGUUACUGACAGAAAGUGAAAAAUAUGAUCCCACCUAGCUGGGUUUCUGGCUUAGUCGAGAUCAGAGAGGGAUAGAGGGAGAGAGGUAAAUACAGAGAAAGAAAGAGAACGUGUGAGAAAUAAAAAGAGGGAGCAGAGAAGAGAGUCAUUGUGGGUACAGAGAAAGAGAACAAGGAGUUUUAGGAACAGACAAUGCUUGGGGACAAACACAAGAGGUGGAUUCAUUCCAUAGGUUCAGUGACAGUGAGCCUCCCUCCCCAGAAGCUAGACACACCACUACAGCCACUACAGCCUGCAGGAAGAACUGACUCCCCCAGAAAGGCAUGGAUCAGUUUGGCCUCACGUCACUCCCUCACUGUGUCAGCAUUUUGGAUGUCUCUGGCUGCCUCUCUUUGUAGUACUCUUUAUCUUUCUCUCUAUCUCUCUUGGUUUCUCUCUCCCCCUUGCCUGUACAGUAUGUCUGACCAGAAUUCAUGGCCUCACCCAAGCCAAGCCACUGCUAUAAGGGGACUGAACCAAACCGCCAAUUCUUCUAGAACAUGUGUCCUCCAGCUGCUGCUGUUGCUGGGCUCUUAGCUAGGGGACAAAGAGGCCCUCCCCACAGGCCACGUUAAUGGUUGAUUCCACAUUUAGGACGACCAUGUUGGAGACACAGUAAAUCCCAGUGUGCACCUCUCACAGUAUCUCGAACCGUAUCAAACUCUCACAGCAAGAAAAAUCUCUGUUGGACACAAAGACUCUGUACUGUGUUGGAGUGAAGUGGUGUCCAUUGUAUGCACAGUAACUGAGAUAUUUGAGCACCCUUUGUGAGGUUGGCACCUGCUGGCACAGAGCACAACAUCUCUUCAGAGUAAACAAUCAUUUCCAAUAAUGUUUUAUGUGUUUGUCUAGCGUCUCGGAAAAGCUUAGGGCUUUAUUCAAUCCGUAUCGCUGAAGUGUUACAGAUGGCGUGACAGAAACGUAAAGGUAUUUUCUGAUUGAGCCGACAUAUACAGCGUUUACCGUGAAUGCAGUCUCCGCCAAUGCGGGAACAUUACCUUUAAAUUUCAAUUGGGCUUUCGCGCUGAACUUUGGAGAUCUGGAUUGAAUAUAGCCCUUACUAUCCAUAAUAUGUACUCUCUUGCUCUCUCUUUCACAUGCGCGCGCACACACACACACACACACACACACACACACACACACACACACACACACACACACACACACACACACACACACACACACACACACACACACACACACACACACACACACACACAUGUUUAUGUAGAUAAGUGUAAAGAGCAUGUUGUUGAAUCAUCUAAAUGAUGUGUAGACUGUCAUGUGUAGACUGUCAUGUGUAGACUGUCAUGUGCAGACUGUCACUUUUGUUUUAACAAAAAAUCUAAAAAAAUCUCAGGGUCAUGUGCUCCUUCACACAAUUACUGAAAAGCAUGAUGAGGUAAAACUAAUGCUAAGAGAGAGAGACAGAAGGGGAGAGAGAAAGAAUGAAAGGAGAACACUCCUCUCUCUCCAUGCAUAUAAAAUACAUGACACUCCGAAGAAGGAGAAUUUUAAAUCACCCAUACACUUUCAAGGGAACGUCCAGUGUGUGCAUGUGUGAUGGGCUGUCAGUUCAGGAAGGGGCCAGCAAGCCGAUAAGCCCUCUUGCUUUAAGGCUACAAGGUAUUGGCGAGAUUUCAUCCUCACUGCUGGUUAGUAGAGGGGGGUAAAACUGACCUAAGACCAGUGUCCAGAAAAAGAAUAGUUUUACCUUUGUAGUAAAAUCCAGAAGAUCCAUUGAGAUUACAGUACCAUUCUUACUCCACACACAGACUAACAGAUGCCUGUAUCUACUGCCUGGUAAUACAUGGCAUGUCAUUUCUAUAAAUAAAUACUGUUUUGUUGGUGAAUUUGAAGCAAAAUUGGAGCAAAACAUCUUGUCUCAUUUGGAGUGCCGUGAAACGACACUAUUUAUUUACAUAAAUAUUCAGACCCGUUGCUAUAAAUUAUGUGUAGACUGUCAUGUGUAGACUGUCAUGUGUAGACUGUCAUGUGCAGACUGUCAUGUGCAGACUGUCAUGUGUAGACUGUCAUGUGUAGACUGUCAUGUGUAGACUGUCAUGUGUAGACUAUCAUGUGCAGACUGUCAUGUGUAGACUGUCAUGUGUAGACUGUCAUGUGUAGACUGUCAUGUGUAGACUGUCAUGUGCAGACUGUCAUGUGUAGACUGUCAUGUGCAGACUGUCAUGUGUAGACUGUCAUGUGUAGACUGUCAUGUGCAGACUGUCAUGUGUAGACUGUCAUGUGUAGACUGUCAUGUGCAGACUGUCAUGUGUAGACUGUCAUGUGCAGACUGUCAUGUGCAGACUGUCAUGUGUAGACUGUCAUGUGUAGACUGUCACUUUUGUUUUAACAAAAAAUCUAAAAAAAAUCUCAUUCUUCGUUAAUGUCUUCUUACAUCAAUGCAAAAAAAAGAAGGUAAUCUGAUGUUUUCACAGAAUUAAUAUUCACUAUGUGUACCCAUAUUUACUGUAUAUCAGAAUAGGACAUUGUUACAUAUACCAACUUCUGAUUUUUAUUUAUUGAGCGGUACCAGAACACAGAUAUUUAAAUCAUAGAUGGGACAACAAGUUAAGAUCAUGGAGACACUCAAGUGUCUAGAGAAAUUGUAUCUUUAGUUUUAUUAAUGGAACAAUACACUAUUUGGGGCUGCUAUUGUAUCGAAUGUAACAUUGACUAGUGACUUUCUGUGUAAGACGUGUUCAUUUUGGCUUAACGCUGCUAAACUGUAUAGUCCUGAUUUAACUUAACGCACAGCUUCAAACUGCCACACAGAUACAGUAUCGUUAUAGAAAGCUGUAAACCAAAGUUAACCUGUAAGUAACGUUGUGUUAAUAGGAUGUGAAGAUGUAGCAUGAAGAGAUAAACACAUGCCAAUUCACUUUUACUCCUUUCAAAGAGUGUCAGAGUCAGAUUUUGCAGUCUAUCUGUGGAAGGGUUGUUGGAAAGACAUUGUAUGCGUCCCAAACGGCAGCCUAUCCCCUUGAUAGUGCAUCACUUUUGACUAGGGCCCGUGGGGCUCCAGUAAAUAGUAGUGCACUAUGUAGGAAAUAGGACAUCAUUUGGGGCACAAGUAAAUAUUAGCCUGCUUGGUGUUGUUCAUAACGUUUCAGUAGAUACUGUAGCACCCGAAUGCACCCAACUGUAUAUAUGGUAACCUGUGCUUUAGUGAUAUGUAUGUAUGGUAAUUGUUAACAUAAUUAUGAAUUCCUUCUAAAGUUUAUGUAGUGGCAGAAAACAGUCUCCACAUCUUGUGCUUUUUACCUGCUAGAUUCUAUCAUCAUAACCAUGGGCACUAUUAUUUUUCUACAAUAACAUUAGUUGUGAAUCCCCCCUACUCAUGAUAAACCCUCAAUGGAUAUGUACAACAACAAAAAAACUUUUUUUCAGUACUGUAGUCUUGUCCAGACCUUUAGAUAAUUAGUCAUUAACUUGUUCAUAAUUGAAAGAUGUGUAAUGGUUUUUCAUGUUCCCUUCUGUAAUUCUGUUUAAAUGAUUGUAGCCUACAUGACACCAUGGUUGUAGCGUUGUAAAUAGAAUCCUCAGCCUGUGGCACUUAAAAGGUGAAAGAAAAUGCAUUACCGUUGUUUACUGCUAAGUAUGUACUCACAAUAAGCUAGCUGGGAUCAUGUUGUUCCCAAUAAACCACAUAUUUCCUGCA